Molecule: messenger RNA, 4098 nt
Organism: Physcomitrium patens
Lineage: Eukaryota; Viridiplantae; Streptophyta; Bryopsida; Funariales; Funariaceae
Source: RefSeq, a predicted model, not a curated record
UGCAUCUUCAUGUUCAUUUUCCUUGCUGCUGAUGGUUUUGAAAGUUUACGAGAUAUGGAUGGUUUGAGUUAAGGUUUGAGUUAAGGUUUGAGUUUAAAUUGGACUCUCGGAUUGGAUUGGAGAAUGUGUGAGACAAGGGAGGAUAGAAUGCGUCCGAGACAUAUCAUACACGCGUGGGAAAUGGAGAGGAAUGGUAGCUGCCGUAGGUGGAAGUUGUAUUUUCCUGUGGUUGCGAUUUGUUUAUUAUCUGGAGAGGAAUUCGGUAGUUUUUAAAAUUUGUUUACUCUGUCGAAAUCUGUGGCACUUUUUAUCGCUUCUUUUUACAAUUUGUACCUGUGACUGAGAAUUAGCUGCGAAUUCUUGCAUUUGAGGUUCUACUCUUGGUGAUUGAUCGGAAUUUUCACAGGAUGCAUUGUUUGUCGAUAUAAAUGUCGCGCCCCCUUGCAUGGGUCCGGAGCAGAUUCUUUUCGAGUUUGGAACAAGUGGAGCCUUCUGUCUUCCAAGCUACUGAUGAGGCCUGUGUCAUUCCGUGAAGCAGAAGAAGACGAUGGCGCAGUUUUCGGCGUCAAGGUCUUCCAAAGCUCUGUUCUCGCGUCACUGGACUCUCCUCAACAACUGGGAGUUCUCUUCAAAAGCUUAUUUAUCUGAGUUUCAUUCCUUUUGCAAAUGUAGCUUUGAUGUUAACGACCAAAGAGAGGCAUUGGGAGUUUUCAGACGUCCUCGAUGGUUGCGAGGAUUGCACGACGACUGUGCAAUUACAACUGCCGCUACUGUCACAGCUGUGCCAGCUUUCAAAUCUUAUGACACCCGCUCUUUGAAAUUCAAUGUCCCUGAAAACACCAAGGUGUUGGAAGGAGAUGUUCAGGCCAGGCGAGCAAGGGCUGCACCAUUGCCCUUGCAUGUUACUGCAAAUGCCUCUAUCGAUCAUAUCAAGAAGUUGACUUCAGUCGUGGAUCAGGAGGGGUGGGGUCCCAAAACAGGAGAAACUCUUCGCAAUCUUCGCAUUCCACUCUCAUCUUUUAUCGUUGAAGACUCUCUACGGCGCAUAAAAGAUCCCAAGUCGGCAUACAAGUUUUUUCUGUGGGUUGGUACACAACCUGGUUAUAUGCAUAACGCGUACACGUACAAUCUGGUUAUCCAAAGGCUUGCAUCUGUACAGAGCCUUGAGUGUAUACAGAAUUUGCUCAUGAACAUGCAACGCCGAGGAAUUAAAUUGUCUGUAGCCACAUUACGGGUCCUACUGUUGAACUUUGGCAAGGUAGGACAGCCCUUACAAGCACUCCAACUUUGCAAGACUGCCCAAGCUUUAGGUUGUCAGCCUGAUUCCAAUAUUUACAAUGUGUUAAUCGAAUUGCUCUUUCAAGGAGGCUACCGCCACACGGCUAUCCGUAUGUACCAGCAGAUGGUCAAGAUGAAUUGCGCACCAACUGCAUACACCUAUAGUCUACUGAUCCAUGGCUUCCGAAAGGCAAAGAGACAGGCUGGUGUUGCAGCUGUUUUCCUGGAGGAGAUGAUACGAAAGGGCUUCACUCCCAACGUCGUAGCAUACAAUGCAGUAAUUGACAUGCUUGGGAAGGCUGGAAAAUGGGAGGAGGCUAAGAAAGUUUUUUCUACUCUGAAGAUGAAGGGUUUUCCAUCACCAAACGUAGUGACAUACAACAGCCUCUUAAAUGCCCUUGCUAAGGCUGGACAAUGUGAAGAAGCACAGUUACUGUUCGAGGAGUUGAAAGCAGCGAAGUGGACUCCAGAUGUUGUGUCGUAUAGUUGUCUUAUCAACAGUCUUGGCAGGGCUGGGAAAUGGGAAGCUGCGCUUGAGGUGGUGGCGGAAAUGCAAGCCAAGGGCUGUAAACCAAAUCUGUGGACAUACAACACAUUGGUUGACUGCCUUGGCAAAGCGGGUCAAUUCGAUGAGGCGCUGCGCCUUCUCGCAGAGAUGCGGGAUAACGGAUGUGUUCCUGAUGUUCGCACCUACAAUUGUUUGAUAAGCACCUUAGGGAAAGCUGGGCGAUUGAGUGAGGCGUUCACAUUAUUCGCGGAGAUGCGGGAGAGAGGUUGUGUCCCUGACACUUUCACCUACAAUUCGCUCAUAUAUGGGCUAGGCAAAGUCGGACGGUCACAGAAAGCUAUGGAGCUCCUCGAGGAGAUGGAACGGCAUGGAUGUCCGCCAGAUGUGAUGACCUACAGUUCGCUGAUUACAGGCUUAGGGAAAGAUGGAGAGACUGUCAAGGCUUUCAAGUUAUUCCAAGAAAUGAAACGUCGGGGUCGGAAGCCAGAUUCCAUAACUUUCACUGCCUUAAUGGACGCGCUCGGCAAGGCUGGUCGUGUGGAUGAUGCACUGGAGCUUCUAGAUGAAAUGAAAGAGAGAGGCGUCAAACCAGGAGUUGUCACUUACAAUGCCCUCAUUGCCGGCUUUGGAAAAGUCGGGGAUUUGGUUGAAGCUUAUAAUCUUUUAGACGAGAUGAAGCGUAAUGGAUGCAAGCCGGAUGUGGUGACCUACAGCUGUUUGAUAACUGGCCUUAUUAAAGCUAGCCAACUAGAUGAGGCGUGUCAAGUUUUGAAGAAAAUGGAGAAAGAGGGAUGUCCUCCUGAUACCAUCACAUACAAUACCUUGAUAAAUGGGCUUGGCAAAGCUGGCCUCUUGAACGAUGCAGGUCGUCUCUUCGAUCGGAUGAAGUCGAAAGGAUGUAAUCCUGACGUUGUGACCUACAGCACCUUGAUCACUGCCUUGGGAAAAGCUGCCAGAGUUGAGAGUGCCUGUGUCUUAUUUGAGGAAAUGGAAAGCGUUGGUAUUCAACCUGACUUAUUUACUUACUGCUCAAUAAUUACUGUUCUUGGGAAGGCAGGUCAAGUGGACGACGCUGACCGUUUAUUUUCUGAAAUGCGGGGUAAAGGACUGUCACCAGAUGUGAUUACAUACAACGCAUUUCUCAAUUCUUUAGGAAGAGGCGGUCGAUUUAAAGAGGCUCGUAAGAUUUUCGAGGACAUGAAAGAAAGUGGGCUUCUUCCUGACGUUGCAACAUAUGACGCUCUCCUUUUGGGCCUUUCGAAAACUAAAGAGGUGGACGAUGCCUGUGGGCUACUGAAAGAGCUGAUUGAGCAAGGCUGUGCAUUCGAUUCGCUGAAGUUUGACGAGUGCUUAGAAAUCCUCACCAGUUGGGGCAACGUGGACGAAGCACAUGAGUUGCUCCAGUUUGCAAAUUCGAAAGGUCUUUGGCCUGGCGCUAGUUCAUACAACGCUCUCAUUGACGCGCUUGCUAAAGCAGGUAGAGUGUCAGAAGCGUUCAACACUUUGGAGGAUCUGAAAGAACAAGGAGGCAAACCUGACAUUGUCAGUUACUCAAGCUUAAUCAGCGCUCUAGGGCAAACUGGGCAAAUAGAUACUGCCUUUGAACUUUUGGAGGAGAUGAGCAAACGAGGUCUCAAGCUCAGCCCUCGUUCGUAUUCCAAUCUGGUCCGCAAGCUUCAGGAUUGGGGUGCUCGAGCUUAGGCUGCCAAGAAAUCUCGUCCGAACUUUGUGAUUGUAAGCUUGUAUAUAAUCCAUUCCAUGGAGCUUGUGGGGCUCAAACUCUUAUGCCCAGGCUGGAAGUAUUGCACUUCCAUUUAGCCAUGGCUACUAGACAUGAUUCAGUCUAGUCGCCUUUUGUGUUCUGGUGCAAUGGGGGAGGUCUGCAAGGAAGGCAUAUAUUCUCAGAUUCCAGAAAACAUGGUACGAAACAUUAUGUACUUUGGGUAACCUAUGCAUCCGGCCGUCAAGUUACUAACUACUGUUGCCUUCGACUCCGCAUUUCUUUAUGCUACAGAUCGGGUGCAAUGUCUUUAAGUUAAAGUUCCUAGUAGCAAUGAGGGCCAUAGAAUUUGAAUAAAAAUGUGGGAGGCUUCAUUGUGGUUUAGAUUAGCAAUUACAUAACCGUUUGACGGAUUAAAACACUUUACUCGUGGAUACAGUUCUGUCCCACUUUCUGAUGGGAUGGUAUUCAUGAUUAAUGCAAUUCAGUUGUUGAGUUGGUCAUUAUUUGUGGCCGUAGUGAAGUAGCAUAUUCAUUUGGGUUUUUGUACUUCUGCAUUUGCUUUGUAAACACCCACAUGGUUGUUCUUGUA